GAGGGAGAGAGUCCUGUUUGGGUAGGGUAGUCCUUUGAUUUAAUUCGGAAUUAAAUUCCCUCAGCUCCUAAAAUCAAGAGCGAUGGACAAUUACUGGAUAACGAUUUCAAGAAGGGUUCCGCCGUGAUCUCUUUGAUCAGUCUUACUCGGAAUUUCCCCAAAGAUGGCAAGCCGAGUUACUCGCUCAAGGAGACAGCAACCAUCUCAGCAGCAGGAACAGCAGUCGAGAGCUAGGUGGACGACAUUCCUGACUAAGAUACUUGCAGACCUGUUGGUUGAACAGGUACACAGAGGGAACAGACAAAACAGUUCUUUUAGCAAGAAAGCAUGGAAGUCUAUGUGUGAUGACUUCUGUAAGAAAACUAGUUUGAAAUGGGACAAGGAGCAGUUAAAGAAUCGGUAUGGGGUCUUGAGGAGGCAGUAUGUUCUUGUCAAGUCGCUUCUUGAUCAGACUGACUUCAGCUGGAAUGAAUCUACUGGGGAUGUAAUAGGCAAUGAUGAAGCUUGGGCUGAAUUUAUCAAGGGUCAUCCUGAUGCUGAAACCAUAAAAACCAGUGGCUGCCCAAUCUACAAACAACUCUGUACAAUAUUCUCAGAGCCGACAACCAAUGGGAAGCAUGACUACUCAGCUGAACUCGGGGGAGACGUUCCUUCCUCGCUACCUUCUUUGGAGCCGUUGAGCACGAUUCAAGAAGAGUCGUCAUCUGAGUCUGAGGAAGCAGAGGAUGUGGCGGAUGAUCAGGACGACACAGUUCAACCUUCUGCCCCUGGUAUAAAUCGCAAGAGGGGACGCAAGGGAAUAGAUGAUGCUAUCGCAGCAGCUAUACUGGAGAUGGCAGCUGCUUCGAAGCUGAGGACAGCUGCUGUAAGACAAUCUAAGGCCAGAUACAGCAUAGCUAGUUGUAUAAAAGAAUUGAACGAGCUGCAAGGUGUUGAAGAGCGUGUCUACUUCGCGGCUCUGGACCUGUUCAACAAUCCUAAUGCCAGGGAAAUGUUCCUGUCUCUCAAAGGAGACAAGCGCUUGACUUGGUUGCAGCGGAAGUGCGUUGCUCCAUCCAAUGCCCGAGGUUGAUAGAAGGAAAUUUUGUUAGUGCUAGUCGGAUGUUUCUGUAUCUAACCAAUCCAGACAAGCUGAUUCUGUAUGUAUGGCUAUCAUCAUCAAAUGUAACAUAUGACUUUUUCAAUCACCAAGCUGCAGAGCACUUUGUUUUAGUUCAAAGGCAUUCUCUAUCAGGAUAUGGCAGUGGCAUUGAAAUU
Molecule: messenger RNA, 1257 nt
Organism: Theobroma cacao (cacao)
Lineage: Eukaryota; Viridiplantae; Streptophyta; Magnoliopsida; Malvales; Malvaceae
Product: L10-interacting MYB domain-containing protein-like
Source: RefSeq, a predicted model, not a curated record